Messenger RNA from Lactuca virosa, 303 nucleotides. Lineage: Eukaryota; Viridiplantae; Streptophyta; Magnoliopsida; Asterales; Asteraceae. The record is from the annotation of a GenBank genome assembly.
AUGGGAAACAACUCCUUUCGAUAUAGCCAAGGAGGUAUCCAAGAGCUUAGCGUCAGCGUCAGAUGCUUUCAUUUCUCAGGUGGAUGGAGUGCUUUGGGACAUGUCAAGACCCUUGGAAGAUUUUCAGAGUCGUGGCCUACACAUCAAGACUUAAAAUCUAUUGGUAUGCUUCUCUACAUAUUGGAGUGUGUCACAGAGACAUCAAAAUCUUUUGGUGGGAGGCCUCUUUUCCCUGGUGAGAGUGGAGUCGGCCAGGUAGUGGAAAUCAUAAAGAAUUUGGUGAAGAAGCUUAAAGAUGUCUGA